AUGGCUCCAAAGUGCAAGAUUAUCCUCGACACCGAUCCCGGUGUCGACGAUGUCAUGGCUCUUCUCCUGGCUCUCAGUGCCUCUCCCGAGGAGCUUGAGUUGGCCAUGAUCUCCGUCACAUACGGCAACGUCCCGCUGCAGUCCUGCCUUCGCAACGUGGCUGCCAUGUAUCACGUUCUGGAAAAGGAAUUCGAGUGGAGGAAAUUCCAAGGCCGUCCCGAGGGCUACGAGACUCUCAAGGCUCACAAGACGCUUAUUGCUGCUGGAGCCGAGCACUCCCUCGCCGACCCCGUCUUGGCUGCUGACUACUUCCAUGGCGCUGAUGGAUUGCACAACGUCCAUGAUGUUCACACUGACCUGAGCCCCGCCGAGACUUGGAAGGCUCUGUUCGACAAGGACGACGGCAAUGACCACGGCCCCUCUUACCCUCGCUUCAAAGCCUCAAAGGAGCCCGCCCACAAGGAGAUGCUGCGUCUCCUCAGAGAGAACCCUCCAGACACCAUCAGCAUCCUUGCCGUCGGCCCCCUCACAAACGUUGCCCUGGCGGCUACCGAAGACCCCGAAACAUUCCUCCGGGUUAAGGAGCUCGUCGUCAUGGGCGGAGCUGUCGAAGUUCCAGGCAACGUCACCCCCACGGCCGAGUUCAACACCUACGCGGAUCCCCUCGCCGCCGCUCUUGUCUAUGCCCUCACAUCGCCCACCCCUGCCUCGACUCUGCCCCCUAUUCCCAGCCAUGUCAACAUCAAGCCCUACCCCGCCAAGCUCUCUCGCCGCCUCAAGGUCACUCUCUGCCCCCUGGACAUCACCAACCACCACUUUAUCAACAAGAACUACUUCAACGAAACCGUCAAGCCUCUCGUCGAUGCCGGCAGCCCUCUUGCCCGAUGGACCGCCCACUUCAUCAACGGAGCCUUUGACAAGAUCGACUCCAUGGAGGGAGACGGCAGGGAGCCUGAGCUGGCUCUGCACGACCCCUUCACCGUCUGGUACAUGCUCACCCACGAUGAUGAGCGAUGGCAGACCCCCGCGAAGGCCGAGGAUCUUCGUGUCGAGACCGUUGGACAGUGGACUCGGGGAUCCUACGUCCUCGACAAGCGUGUCCGCACCAAGCCUGGCGAGGCCGCCGGUGAGCUCUCAGAGAACCUCGAGAACGCCGACCACCUGGUGACUCUGGACGAGGUCCCCGGAGAUACCAUGGGUUGGUUGAGUGUCCGCAAGGGUAACAGAAUCGGGCGGUUGAUCAAGUCCCCCGGCGAGGCCAUCUUCAAGGAAGUCUGGAUGCAGCGCGUCUUUCACUAG
This is a messenger RNA of Trichoderma reesei QM6a, 1299 nucleotides long. RefSeq names its product nucleoside hydrolase. Gene Ontology annotation, molecular function: purine nucleosidase activity. The coding region runs from base 1 to 1299 and encodes 432 amino acids. The record is from RefSeq and is a predicted model, not a curated record. Gene Ontology annotation, cellular component: cytosol. The transcript is spliced from 4 exons. NCBI's taxonomy places the organism in Eukaryota, Fungi, Ascomycota, Sordariomycetes, Hypocreales, Hypocreaceae. Gene Ontology annotation, biological process: purine nucleoside catabolic process.